Molecule: messenger RNA, 2076 nt
Organism: Sinocyclocheilus anshuiensis
Lineage: Eukaryota; Metazoa; Chordata; Actinopteri; Cypriniformes; Cyprinidae
Product: sodium/glucose cotransporter 1-like
Exons: 15
Coding region: 1-1977 (658 amino acids)
Biological process (GO): sodium ion transport; transmembrane transport
Cellular component (GO): plasma membrane
Molecular function (GO): D-glucose:sodium symporter activity
Source: RefSeq, a predicted model, not a curated record
AUGGGUGAAGAUUAUUUUGGAUUCUCUUGGAUACGCAAUGAGAACAGAAAAAACAUCACCAUAUAUAUUAACAAUCCAGCGGACAUCUCAGUGAUUGUUAUAUAUUUUCUGGUGGUUCUAGUUGUGGGAAUAUGGGCAAUGGUACGGACCAAUCGAGCCACAGUGGGAGGCUUUUUCCUGGCUGGCAGAAGUAUGGUGUGGUGGCCAAUUGGAGCCUCUCUCUUUGCAAGUAACAUCGGAAGUGUGCAUUUUGUGGGAAUAGCAGGAACUGGAGCGGCUGCUGGUAUUGCUAUCGGGGGGUUUGAGUGGAAUGCUCUUGUUCUUGUGAUUGUUCUGGGAUGGCUCUUCGUGCCCAUCUACAUAAAGGCUGGGGUCGUGACCAUGCCAGAGUUUCUGAAGAAACGCUUUGGUGGGCAGCGGAUCCGGAUCUACCUGUCCGUGCUCUCCCUGUUUCUGUACGUUUUCACCAAAAUCUCUGCGGACAUGUAUGCUGGAGCCAUUUUCAUCAACCAGGCUCUGGGACUAAACAUUUACCUGGCUGUUGUUAUUUUGCUGCUCAUUACGGCUCUUUACACAGUAACAGGUGGUCUAGCUGCAGUCAUCUACACAGACACCCUGCAGACCAUCAUCAUGGUUGUGGGAUCAUUCAUUCUUAUGGGUUUUGCGUUCAAUGAGGUGGGAAGCUAUGAGAACUUCAAAGACCGAUACAUGACUGCGAUCCCGUCAGUGGUGGGAGUGAACAUCAGUGAAGAGUGCUACACUCCUCGUGCAGACUCAUUCCACAUCUUUAGAGACCCCAUCACCGGCGAUCUGCCCUGGCCUGGCCUGGUCUUUGGUCUUUCUAUCCAGGCCACCUGGUAUUGGUGCGCUGACCAGGUGAUUGUGCAGCGCUGUCUGUCUGCCAAGAGCCUGUCUCAUGUGAAAGCGGGCUGCAUCCUGUGUGGUUACCUCAAACUUCUGCCAAUGUUCCUCAUGGUUUUCCCUGGCAUGAUCAGCCGAGUGCUGUACACAGAUGAGAUUGCAUGCGUGGAUCCAGCAGAGUGUGACUACUACUGUGGAGCCAGUGUGGGCUGCAGUAAUAUUGCUUAUCCAAAACUAGUGGUGGAUCUGAUGCCAAACGGUCUCAGAGGGUUGAUGUUGUCCGUCAUGCUGGCCUCUCUGAUGAGUUCACUCACUUCCAUCUUUAACAGCUCCAGCACACUCUUCACCAUAGACAUUUACACCAAGAUCCGCCCCAAAGCCAAGGAAAAGGAGCUCAUGAUCGCUGGGAGGGUGUUCAUGCUGUUUCUGAUUGGCGUGAGUAUCGCGUGGAUCCCCAUCGUUCAGUCGGCUCAGAGCGGGCAGCUCUUCGAAUACACUCAGUCCAUCACCAGUUAUCUGGCUCCACCUAUCGCCGCUGUCUUCAUCCUCGCCAUUUUUUGCAAGCGAGUUAAUGAACCAGGUGCUUUCUAUGGGUUGUGUAUUGGUCUGUUGGUGGGUCUGGCACGUAUGAUAACUGAGUUUGCCUACGACACAGGCAGCUGCGUGAGUCCCAGUAACUGUCCCACGAUCAUCUGUGGUGUGCACUACCUCUAUUUCGCCCUCAUCCUCUUCAGCCUGUCCUGUAUAUUGAUACUGGGCAUCUCCCUCAUGACCAAACCCAUUGAUGACAAACAUCUGUACAGGCUCUGCUGGAGUUUGAGGAACAGCACUGAGGAGAGGAUUGAUCUGGAAGAAGAUGACUGGACUGAAGAUCAGGAUUCAGACUCUAUGCAAACAGAAGAGGUGCAUGAGGAUCCAAGCUGUUGGAAGAAGGCCUACAACUGGUUCUGCGGCUUUGAUCAAGGCAAUGCACCUAAACUGACUAAAGAACAGGAGGCAGAGUUGAAGAUGAAACUCACAGACACCACUGAGAAACCUCUAUGGAGAAACGUGGUCAACGCUAAUGCUAUUAUCCUCCUCACUGUCUGCAUCUUCUUCCAUGGUUUCUUUGGUUAAAGAUCACAUCAGUAUCAACUAAAUCUAUUAAGGAUAUUAGAGCUGUAUUGUGUGGACAGAAAUGUUGCCUUAUCUGUAACAACAAGCUAAAUGUGAGUA